UCUAUCUUUCUCACAUAUUUCGAUAUUUUACUAUCUUUUUUUGUUCAAUAUUAUUCACCAUACCUUGUGAGAAUACUAUUAUGGAUCACAAUGACCAUAGUUUGGAGGAGCAAGAACUUAACGAAUAUAUUUAUAGGGAUGGAAAACAAGUAUUGAUAGUGGAACCACUCAACAUUUAUAAGACUCUACCCGAUCAAAUUGGUGAUUAUGUCAUAGAGCAAAUUAAUAUAUAUAUGCGGGAAUUAAGAAAAUUAGAUGAACGCGAAGAUUUGGAGCAUCAGUUGGCUAUAGUUGUAUUUAAGGAGGAUGGUAAAAAGAAGAAAAGAGGAAGGGAAAUAAAAAGUAUGGUGAUCGGACCAAUUUCGAUUUCUUUUGAAUUACCACAUUUUUGUUUCGACAGCAAAAUUGAUAUUGAAAAGAAGCUUGCAGCCCCUCGUAAGAUACGUGAGAAUUAUGGAAAAGAUAUAGAUGUUACUCCACUUGCAGAUCGAAGAUUUUCUAUUAUUGAAAGAGCAAAUAAUUGGACAAUUGAACUGAGAAAACGAGAUGAUAAUCGAAUAGAUAUUAUUGCUACACAUUUACCAUCGAACAAGCAAUUUCGUACAAAGCCCGAAGUGGCUAAUUUUAUUCUUUAUGAAGCUCUCCCAAAAUCUAAACACAAGGAGAAAAAUUAAUUGAAAUUUUUUGGUGAAUGCAAUGUACAUUAUGUUAAAUAUUCAAACAAUUAAUUACUCAAUGAAAAUAUAUAUGAUUCAAUAUUACAAUAAUAUAAAUUGUUUUAUAUAAGGCGAAAGAUUUGACAUAAAAAAAAAGAGAGAAAUUUAUAAUGAUAUCUUUCAAGAAAAAGCAGGGACAAGUAUGAAACUCAAAAUAAAAUAAAUUUUGAAAGAGAUUGACUACAAUAUACAGUAAACA
Molecule: messenger RNA, 915 nt
Organism: Lathyrus oleraceus (garden pea)
Lineage: Eukaryota; Viridiplantae; Streptophyta; Magnoliopsida; Fabales; Fabaceae
Exons: 5
Coding region: 81-674 (197 amino acids)
Source: RefSeq, a predicted model, not a curated record